CUGUUAGUGUUGUCGUUCGGACGAACGGUCGUUCAGUCGGUCAUCCUCUCUACUACCUACUACUUAUUGACUGACAUCAGACAUCAUCGGCCCAUAUUAUCGGAAGGAAACACCAUUCAACCUGAGGCACAUUCAACCACAGUCUGCUGAUUACGCCAACGAACGACGAAGAGAAGGAAGUUUACAUCGACGACAAAGUCGAACAGUCGAACCGAUUGAUACGCAUAGCGAGGAAGUCGCGAUUUAGACAGUAUCCUUGAACUUCAUCUACGAUCUUCAUUCUACUGAAGAGUCAUUAUACGCGUAACGCGCAACUAUCCAUCCAAAACACGGUGCAGAUUGGUGCAGAUAUGCAAGACAGUGUGAUUCUGAAAACAUCAUAAACUCUUCUGCCUUAUACGUAUACGUGUGCAUGCAUAUACGAUUACUACUCGGUUUAGGCCAGGUGAACGAAUGUCGAUCGGUCGCGGAACAACAUCCAUUACGACGUUCGCGUUAUCAUCGUCCGAUGUGUUGUUGGAUGAGGCCAUAAAAUAAAUAAAUCACUCUCGUGCUUGGAUAGGAUACGUGGUGCUGCAUCGCGACCCAUCAUAUUCUGCGAUCGUACGUCAAAACGUGAGCAAUUUACGCCAAUUAUACUGCUUUGUGAUAAUGGUGCUCUGUUGAUGUGUUUUUGUGAUAGAGUUAAUUGUCCAGUGUUGAUUGCGUUUAAUUGACUGAUUGACUAUACCGUAUCGGAGGAAUCAAUCGUUACCAGCAGCAAUCAUGCCGACCACAAGUGCCCCGGUGCAGUCACCCAUUGUCCUGAGUCAGCGAUCAACCAGCUUCAAGGAUUGCGUCCAGCCGCUCGAGUACCACGGCCACUGGGAUGGACAGGGAAACGCAAAGAUACUCAACAACGGGGCGUCUGCGAUGAUCACGUUCUCGGAUCGCUCGUUCCGGCCCUUCAUCAUCGGCGGUCCCCUCGACAACAAGUACAUCUUCGAGCAGUUGCACUUCCACUGGGGCGUGGAGGAUGACUCCGGCUGCGAACAUAUCCUCGAGGGCAACACCUACUCCAUGGAGGCGCACGCCGUCCACUACAAUGCCAAGUACGGUAGCUUUGCGGAGGCGGUCGACAAACCCGAUGGCCUGGCUGUGACAGGAUUCUUCGUGCAUGCCUUUGGCGACAUCGAUUGCCCGGAGUUUGACAAAAUAGUUAACGGCAUCAAAUACAUCACGAAGCCCAACUCGGAGUCGAAAAUCGAUGCCGAUUGCCUUUCAUGGAUGGGUCUGCAAGACCUGAGUCGCCAUUACUAUACGUACAAGGGAUCCCUCACGACUCCACCGUACUACGAGAGCGUCACCUGGAUCGUGUACAAAACCCCGGUGUACGUAUCGAGCCGCCAGAUCGAUGCCUUCCGGCAGCUGCAGUCCUGCCCGAAGGAUUCCAACAAGAAGAUCGUCAACAACUACCGGGAAGUACAGGUACCGAAGGUCAGCCCCGAGGUCGUGUUCGUACGGAACAGCAACGCUCGGCUGCGGUCGAAGCUGUGAGCGGUGGUGCGCCCUGUGGAGUGGACGGCGUACGGAACUGAAAAUGACUAGACGCGAGCUUGCCUUUCCUUGUAAAAUAGUGCUAAGUAGGAUUAGACGGGUUUUUUUCUGUUGAUUAAGAUUUGUAAAUUUGUUGGAAAAUACACUUUUUGUAAGUAACAGUC
This is a messenger RNA of Aedes aegypti (yellow fever mosquito), 1700 nucleotides long. RefSeq names its product carbonic anhydrase 2 (gene CAH3). Lineage: Eukaryota; Metazoa; Arthropoda; Insecta; Diptera; Culicidae. Gene Ontology annotation, cellular component: cytoplasm. The transcript has 5 exons. The coding region runs from base 766 to 1536 and encodes 256 amino acids. Gene Ontology annotation, molecular function: carbonate dehydratase activity; zinc ion binding. The record is from RefSeq and is a predicted model, not a curated record.